This is a messenger RNA of Pungitius pungitius (ninespine stickleback), 3376 nucleotides long. It is a transcript of the gene ftcd, whose product is annotated as formimidoyltransferase cyclodeaminase. Lineage: Eukaryota; Metazoa; Chordata; Actinopteri; Perciformes; Gasterosteidae. Bases 101 to 1720 code for a protein of 539 amino acids. The transcript has 14 exons. The record is from RefSeq and is a predicted model, not a curated record. Gene Ontology annotation, molecular function: folic acid binding; transferase activity.
GGACCCUGGCCGCUGAUCGUGGUCAGCUGACCCUCACGAGUCAAUGAUUCAUGGCCCUGGACCAUAGCAGCAGUCGGGUCUCCUUCAGGCUGCAGACGUCAUGGAGCAGCUGGUGGAAUGUGUCCCCAACUUUUCAGAGGGUCGCAACAAAAAGGUGAUCGAUGCGAUCUCAGCAGCCAUCUCGGGCUCAGCGGGCUGCAGCCUGCUGGACGUGGACCCCGGAGCCUCCACCAACCGCACCGUCUACACCUUCGUGGGCUCUCCUGCAGCCGUGGUGGAGGGGGCACUGAGCGCCGCUCGCCAGGCCUUCACCCUCAUCGACAUGAGGGAGCACUCAGGUGAGCACCCUCGAACAGGUGCACUGGACGUCUGCCCCUUUGUCCCCGUCCAAAACGUCUCGAUGGACGAUUGUGUUCACUGCGCCGAAGUCUUUGGACAGAAAUUGGCAGAGAUGCUGCACGUCCCUGUUUUUCUUUAUGGUGAAGCAGCAAGAAAGGAAUCCAGAAGAAACCUCCCGUCUGUGAGAAGCGGAGAAUACGAAGCUUUACCUGACAAGUUGAAGCUCUCUGAUUGGUCCCCUGACUUUGGCCCCGCCCUGUUCGUGCCAUCGUGGGGCGCCACAGUAACCGGUGCUCGCAAGUUCCUUGUCGCCUUCAACGUGAACCUUGUAGCCACCAAAGAGCAGGCCCACCGCAUUGCUUUGGACCUCAGGGAGCAGGGCCGGGGGAAGGACCAGCCGGGGCUGCUGCAGAAGGUGCAGGCGAUGGGCUGGUACCUGGACGAGGCCAACAUCGCUCAGGUGUCCACCAACAUCCUGGACUACGAGCUUACCCCCCUCCACACUGUGCACCAGGAGGUCUGCAGGGUGGCUGAGGAGCUGAAGCUGCCAGUGGUGGGUUCUCAGGUUGUGGGUCUGAUUCCCCUGAAGGCCGUGCUGGAUUCUGCUGAGUUCUACAUCAAGAGUGAAGGGCUCUUCGUUGUGGAAGAGGAGCACAAAGUCCGGCUGGUGAUUAGUAAACUGGGUCUGGACUCCCUCGGCCCGUUCAACCCCAAGGAGAGAAUCAUAGAGUACAUGGUGAUGUCCCCAGAGCUCCGCCCCCUGGCGUCCUCGUCUCUACAGCAGUUCGUCCGGAAGGUCGGGGCUCGGUCGGCGGCCCCCGGCGGAGGAUCGGUCUCUGCUGCCGUCGCUGCUCUGGGGGCGGCGCUGGGCGCCAUGGUUGGUCAGAUGACCUACGGGAAGCGACAGUUUGAGAAGGAGGACAAGGUCAUGAGGAGACUGAUCCCUCAGUUCCACCAGGCCAUGAACCAGCUGCUGGAGAUGGUGGACCAGGACGCAGUGGCCUUCAGCAGCUACAUGGUGGCCCUGAAGAUGCCAAAGAACACUUCAGAGGAGAUGAAGAGGAGGACGGCUGCCAUGCAGGGGGGGCUGCAGGCAGCGGUGGCUGUGCCUUUGGCUCUGGCUGAAAAGAUCAGCGUCCUUUGGUCGCCCCUAAAAGAAAUGGUUGCCUACGGUAACGUGGCCUGCAAGUCAGACGCGCAGGUGGCAGCUAAAGCCCUCGAGAUGGCCGCCUUCGGAGCGUAUUACAACGUCACCAUCAACCUCAAGGACAUCGUGGACGAGGCCUUCAAGGCGGCGACCCAGAAGAGAGCGGCGUUGUUGCUGCAGGAAGCGAAGCAGAGCGCCGCCGCCGUCCUGCUCGCUUCGGACCAAAGGCACUAAAGCGCUCUUCCUUACGACCUUUGACCUCAGAAUGUGGUCCAGGGGCCGUGGUCAUGUAAUUUCUCAUGAUCAAUAAUGGUCGUUACAACCAACAUCCACAACGCCAUCGAGAAAAACACAAAGGAUGUGAAUCUAGUCUGAUACAUAGUGAAUCAAUAAGAACCACAUCAAUAGAUCAAUACAUGUUUAAAUAAACUAAUUUAACCUCAUGAAGAAUAUGUUUGGAUAUUGAUUACUGAUCAUCGCUGGCCAUCAGGGGGCAGCAGAGAGCAGUCGGACUCCCAAGAGACAAGUUAAUAUUCUUAUUGUUCUAAGCUCUCAACUAUGGGAAACAGCAAAGAAAGACCGGACAGGAAGUAGAGAAGAUGCACUUCCUUUCAGAGGGUCAGAGGUCACGGUCACAUGCUUAACCAGAAAUCCUCAGCAGCAGUUUUUCUGAUUCACAGCUAUUCUUAUAAUUGAUGAAUAGGUAUAUUAAUCAUCAUAAUUACCAUGUUUUACGUAUUGACGAUUAAACGUAUUACUUGCUUAUUAUUACUCUUUCAAAAUAUUUUUACUUAUGACCAAGAAUUAAUCAUAAUAAAUAUUAUUUCUAUUGCCUCUGAAGACGGUGAGUUUUACCUGUUAUUUUUUGCUUGUUUGUGUCUGUUUGGCUUCACAUUCAUGAUCUUUUAAGUUUAAGUAUAUAUUUGAAUAUAUAUAUAUAUAUAUAUUAUUCAUAUAUUUAUACGAGCAGAGGGGACGUGCAGGAGAAGCAGAUAUCUUAAUUUACAAAUAAUACCGUGUAUAUAAUCCAUGUUUUAAAAACACAAAAAUAUUGACUAUUUGUAAAAUGUUUUUUUAAUGUAAUAAACAACAAAAAUUAAUUAAUUUAAAAUUAAAUUGAAAAAAUAAUUACUAAAACAAUUACCAUUAGAGCCAUGACGACAUCAGCAGCAGCUUCAGUUUAACACUAAUGUUUGAUCUGGUGCCCGAUUUCACAAUAAAAGCCUCGCAGGCAAUGAUCCACCAGCAUGUUUCAACAAUAAUAGUUUUUGUACUUAGUUCAAGUUGAAUGUACUUAAUGUAUUAAGUUGUUGAACUCAAAUAUAUUUGUUGCUUGUGUACUAGCUAGAUGCACCGUAAACUCCUUAUGUUUGAUUUCACAUAUUAAAAGUUCCAUUUGCUUAUGUUGACCAUCUAUCUGCAUGUUAAAGCUACCUCUAUGCUACAGGGUGUAAGGUCUUAUUUUGCAGACCGGGGUCCCCUCCUUUUAAGGCCCAUCUGUUCUGUCUGCCGUCCCCAAAAAGGUACGUCUCAUCAUGGGUUUGAGCUGCAUGUAAUGCUUUUAUUUAAGUGUUGUGGAUGCUUUAAAGCUGAUAGUGAAGGUGAUCACAAAUGCAAUCACCAUCACUAUCGAGAUGUGCUCCCACUGUACAUAGACAUGCGUGCUAUAAACAAGAAUAUACCAAAAUAGGACAAAUAAUCUAUAUAAGUGACAGCAAAAGUUAAUAAAUAAAUUAGUAAACAGACUUUGUUUUACAUUCAUAUAUUGUGUUGGGUCACAUUCACGAUGCAGUUUGUGAGGAGCAUCCUUCUGCCUGGUUACAUGGAAAUGAAUGGUUUAAAAUCAACAGUCUAAAUGGGUAAAGUUAUUCAUUCAAUUAAUAUUAUAAC